GCUGACAGUCAGGAAGAAAGAUGGCGAUCUUCAGUGUAUAUGUUGUCAACAAGGCCGGUGGACUCAUCUACCAGUACGAUAACUAUGUACCUCGAACUGAAGUUGAAAAAACAUUCAGCUUUCCGCUUGAUUUAGUUUUAAAGAUUUACGAUGAGAAGUUAGUUGUGUCGUUCGGACAGCGGGACGGGAUCAGAGUGGGUCAUGCGGUUCUGUCCAUUAACGGGGUGGAUGUGAAUGGUAAAUACACGGCUGAAGGGAAGGAUAUAUUGGAGUAUCUGAAAGAUCCUGCCAACUAUCCAGUGUCCAUCAAAUUCGGGCGACCUCGCCUUACCUCCAACGAGAAACUCAUGCUGGCCUCAAUGUUUCACUCGCUGUUUGCCAUUGGAUCACAGUUAUCACCUGAAGUCGGCAGCUCUGGUAUUGAAAUGCUGGAGACAGAUGUGUUUAAACUGCACUGCUUUCAAACCCUCACAGGUAUAAAGUUUAUUGUAUUGGCAGACCCUCGACAGUCUGGGAUUGAUGCCCUCCUAAGAAAGAUUUAUGAGAUCUACUCAGACUUUGCACUGAAGAAUCCUUUCUACUCUUUAGAAAUGCCCAUCAGAUGUGAGCUUUUUGACCAAAAUCUAAAGAGUGCCCUUGAAAUAGCAGAGAAAGCUGGGACAUUUGGACCCGGGUCUUGAACUGGACUUGCACUGUGUAUUUUCAUCCAUCUGACAGGAUCCAACUUGUCCAGACAAAUGAGAUAAGGAUUUCCUUUUCAACUUUUUAAGCAAUACAAACAGUUUUCCUCAAGCUCAAACAACUGAAGAUAGUUUAAGACCACUAUGUUCUGUUAAUUUACAUUUUCCUUGAAACGAAGUCCCAAAUUUACAGUAAGAAACACACAACUUUUGUAAAUAAUGUCCAUGGACACAGUUAAGUUUGUAAUGUGCAGAACAUCUCGCAGCUCAUGAUGCUCAAUACAUGUCAUUGAAACAUGUUUAUUAACGUCUUUCUAAAUGUAAUGAAAUUUCCAUAUCGUUUGCUUUCUGUCAGGAGAUUCUGAAAAGUGUACUGUACCUUGGA
This is a messenger RNA of Carassius carassius (crucian carp), 1065 nucleotides long. RefSeq names its product trafficking protein particle complex subunit 4 (gene trappc4). The transcript is spliced from 5 exons. Gene Ontology annotation, biological process: endoplasmic reticulum to Golgi vesicle-mediated transport. The record is from RefSeq and is a predicted model, not a curated record. Gene Ontology annotation, cellular component: TRAPP complex. Lineage: Eukaryota; Metazoa; Chordata; Actinopteri; Cypriniformes; Cyprinidae. The coding region runs from base 21 to 680 and encodes 219 amino acids.